UGACGUCACCCGCGCGCCGCUCUUCCUCCCAGUGUCUCGCGGGCGCGCUGGGGACAGGUUUUUGGCGGUUACUACGAGGUGGAGGCGACCAGUUCUCCGCGGCCCGGUGACAUGCUGCAGAAGCCGAGGGGCCGCGGCCGGCCCAGCACGCAGGCCGAGAAGGAGCGGGAGUGGGGAGACGCAGGCGAGGAGGCGCCCAGCACGUCCCGCGGCACGGGCGGCACGUCCCAGGGCUCCCGCGCCUCCCUGUCGGCCCCCGCCGUGGGGCCGCGCACCCAGAAGCAGCUGGAGCUUAAGGUGGCCGAGCUGGUGCAGUUCCUGCUGAUCAAGGACCAAAAGAAGAUCCCCAUCAAGCGCACCGACAUCCUGAAGCACGUGGUGGGCGACUACCGGGACGUGUACCCCAACCUGCUGCGACUGGCCGCCGAGCGCCUACAGUACGUGUUCGGGUACAAGCUGGUGGAGCUGGAGCCCAAGAGCCACACAUACAUCCUUAUCAACAUGCUGGAGCCGGUGGAGGAGGACGCCGAAGUGAGGGGCGACCAGGGAACACCCACCACGGGCCUGCUCAUGAUAGUCCUGGGGCUCAUCUUCAUGAAGGGCAACACCAUUACCGAGACCGAGGUCUGGGACUUCCUGCGGCGGCUCGGGGUGUACCCCACUAAGAAGCAUUUAAUUUUUGGUGACCCAAAGAAACUCAUUACAGAGGACUUUGUGCGGCAGCGCUACCUGGAGUACCGGAGGAUACCCCACACCGAUCCUGUGGACUACGAGUUACAGUGGGGCCCGCGAACCAACCUGGAAACCAGCAAGAUGAAAGUUCUCAAGUUUGUGGCCAAAGUCCAUAAUCAGGACCCCAAAGACUGGCCCACACAGUACUGUGAGGCCUUGGCGGAUGAGGAGAAUAGGGCCAGACCUGCAGUUAGUGCUCCGGCCACAUCCUCCUGAACUCUUGAGGCUGAGGAACUCCCGAAAUCCAGGAUAAGCGAACAGGGAAAGGCGGCUGGAGGAAGCUUGAUUCUGCUAGGUGUGGAUAUCUUGUAACAUCAGGGUGUUGUGCAAGAUUUUGAUGUUUUGUUAUGGGGCUUUAAUUUUUCACUGCUAAAGUAAUAGAAGAAAAAUUAUUUUACUGUUGUUUAAAGAGGUUUUCCAUCUUAGCAUAACUGGAAAAUUGCAGUAUGGUGUUAAACGUUAAGCAAAAAAUCCUUAGGUAAAUUGCUUUGCUGUCCUAGACGAUAAAGAGGCAAGAUAGCUAUUACCUCUUAAUUACUCUAGUUCUGGGGGGGGGGGAGUCUAUUGAAAUAGAAAUGCAAUUGUGUUAGCCUCAUGUCAACACAACUAUAAAAAUGCAUAUUCUGUAUGGAUAUGAGCACUCCAAACAAUCUAUAUGAUGUGUUCUCUAACAUUCUGUAUUCAUUAAAUGUUACUCUGUUACCCCAUGAAUGCCAUUUAAGGUGGGUUUUUUUCCUAUUUAUAAUAAAUACUGUGUUUUUGAGUCA
This is a messenger RNA of Mesocricetus auratus (golden hamster), 1499 nucleotides long. RefSeq names its product NSE3 homolog, SMC5-SMC6 complex component (gene Nsmce3). Lineage: Eukaryota; Metazoa; Chordata; Mammalia; Rodentia; Cricetidae. The record is from RefSeq and is a predicted model, not a curated record. Gene Ontology annotation, biological process: negative regulation of transcription by RNA polymerase II. Bases 112 to 948 code for a protein of 278 amino acids. The transcript has a single exon. Gene Ontology annotation, cellular component: nucleus.